Messenger RNA from Fulvia fulva, 447 nucleotides. RefSeq lists its product as uncharacterized. Lineage: Eukaryota; Fungi; Ascomycota; Dothideomycetes; Mycosphaerellales; Mycosphaerellaceae. The transcript has 2 exons. The record is from RefSeq and is a predicted model, not a curated record. Gene Ontology annotation, cellular component: preribosome, large subunit precursor. The coding region runs from base 1 to 447 and encodes 148 amino acids. Gene Ontology annotation, biological process: ribosomal large subunit assembly.
AUGGCGUCCAAGAAGGAAGAAAAGAAGAAGCGCCGCAACAAGCGCAAGACACGAACAGAAGUCUCCUCACCAGUCUCAUCCGACAGCGAGAGCAGCGUAGCUUCAUCGCCAGCGCCAGCGCCAGCGCCAGCGCCACCCAAGAAGCAAAAGAAGCAGACUCCUGCACCCAACGACCCAGUCUCGGACGACGAGAGCGUUCAGCUGAACGAAGGCGACAACACCAUCUCAAUCCCAGAGCGGAAGCCAAAACAGGACCCGGAAAAAGCCUUCGAAGAUUUCUACCUCCGCUCGGCCACCAAGGAAUUCGCCAACGACCUCGACAAGCUGCGAUCUGCUGGUGACUUCAGCGAUCGGAGUGUGUCGAUGUUGAUCCGGUCACUUGGACAGGGCACCAAGUGUUUCACGAAGGAGGAAAGAGUGCGAAUUGGGGCGAGUCUUGCUGGAUGA